AUGGAUAACAAUAUACUAGAUCAAAUUGUAAAUAGCUCUGUUGACAAUCCAAUUUCUGGCAAUAAUAAAAGAGAUUCAAUCGGUAGUAUCAGCCAGAGCGAUGACAAUGAUGGUAUCAGUACUGCAUCCAUAAUGGAUCUUGAGGAUGCGUCUGCAUUUAGACUUGAUACACCAAAUUCCGCUGCGCCCAAUUUGAAACCUAAAAAAUUGUUCUAUACAGAGGACGAUGAUGAUGACGCUCUGGACCCAGAAAAGAACAUUGGCAUAACUCAAAGACCUAAGAAGAAAGUGCGAUUUAAUAGCAUCAAGCGAAAUGAUCCUUCAAGUGAUAAAGAAACUGCAUUAUACCCUUGGGAACUGAAGAAAGUUAUACGAAAGGAAUUCAGAGAGAAGCUGCCUAACAAUUACGAGAUCAAACGAUGGAAGAAACCUUCCAGAAUAAUGGUAAAUUCAGUUAUACACCUGCUCGAGGCAAACGUUCAAACUUCGAUAGAAACAGUUUUUGAACGAUAUAGGUCUGAAGUAUUGAAUGUAACUCAUCAAAAUGGCCAGGAGGUCGAUAAAAUUUACAGACAGAAACAGAGCAUAAUGAAUGACAUUGUAGCCAAGAUAAAAGUGCAAUUAAAAAAAUCAAGAUUCCCAGCUAGAAUAUCCGAACGUGAUUUAGAUGUCGAAUACAUUGUGUCAAAAAGGAACUUCAUUCAAAAACGUUACGCAGAAGAAUUGGAUAAUGCCGAGAGAGUUGAGACCGAGCUUUUCAAGGAGCAAGCCCUGCUGGAAGAAGCAAAGAAUUCGUGCAGGCAAGCCAGGGAAAGCAACAAAAUAAAACUCACAAAUGAGCUGAUCAAAAAAAAUCUGCAUCCGAGCCUUAAUGAUGCUAUAGAUAAUGCCUACGGUCUCAUCAAAGCCUCAAAAACCAGCACAGCUCCAGGAGACGGCUUCCAAAGGGAUUCCAAAGAGUUAAACUUGAAAAUUUCUCAGGUUAAGCAACCUUCAGAUGAUUUGCAUGACAAAAUUCUGAGCUAUCUGCCGGCAUUGGAGCAGUUGAAUGAGGUAACUGAAAAACUAGAAGAUAGCAUAAGUGUGUUUACUAGCGGUGAACAAGAAGUGCUUCAGGAUACUUUUUUGGAUGAACAGUGA
Messenger RNA from Zygotorulaspora mrakii, 1140 nucleotides. RefSeq names its product Okp1p (gene OKP1). The transcript has a single exon. NCBI's taxonomy places the organism in Eukaryota, Fungi, Ascomycota, Saccharomycetes, Saccharomycetales, Saccharomycetaceae. Bases 1 to 1140 code for a protein of 379 amino acids. The record is from RefSeq and is a predicted model, not a curated record.